AAUGGAAAUUAGUAGUCAUAGAAUUAAUAUUAGUUUAAAUGAUUUAAUUGAAAAUAUAAAACAAGCAAAGAUUCAAUUUCUUGGAGAAUAUUUGACGGUGUUUCUGAAGAAGUUAUGAAUUUGAUAAGUGGGUGAUUAGAAAAGGAUUGGAAUAUAAGACUUCAUCCAGAUAAAGCCUUGAAGCAUAUAUGAUUUAGUGAAGAUUAGAAAUUAUUAGAAAGUCAAAGAAGUAUAUUAAGAAGAUUAAAUGAUAUAAAAAAUGAUUCAAGAUUAAUUAUUAAAUAGAGACAUAAUAAAAGAUAGUAAUAAAUACUUGUAGGUUCAUAAUAAAUAAUAAUAAAUAGUAGAUUGUAGGAAACAUAAUAAUAAUGAACAG
Paramecium sonneborni is the source of this 376-nucleotide messenger RNA. The record is from the annotation of a GenBank genome assembly. Lineage: Eukaryota; Ciliophora; Oligohymenophorea; Peniculida; Parameciidae.